GGAAUCGAUUCGUGAAAUCGCUAAUCAGUUGUGAAUAACAAAAGUGUCGAUUCCUCAUCGCGAUUCUUCCAGCUUCUGUGGCCGGUGCUGCCGAGGUUGACACAUUGAGAGGCAGCGCUAACCGGAGCUCCGUGCCGGGCCAUGGCGGAGAGCGACGAUGAGUACGACCGGCGGAGGCGCGACAAGUUUCGCAGGGAGCGCAGCGACCACGACAAGACGCGCGACAAGGACCAGCGGAGGAGGAGUGACGCCAGCUUCAGUCGGGAUCAUCGUAAGCGAGAGAGCGAGAGGGACAGGGGCCGCAAGGAAGACUACCGUGACUACGACCGCAAUCGAUGGGAGAGAUACUCUCCCCGACAUGAAAUCAGCCCCCCACCCAAACGCAUGCGGAGAGAAUGGGAAGAGAGACCCGUGGAGCCGUAUCGCCCACCCUACGACUUCCCAGCCGCACCUCAGCACUUUGUCCCCCCGUGGGGACACCAGGAGAUGCACCCCAUGCAGCACCACGGCAUCCCUGUGCAUGCCAGGCUUGGCAACAUGCCGCCGGAGAUGGAGAUGCCGCCCCCUCCGCCAACCAUGAAGUCUUUUAAGGAGUUCCUUGUGACUCUGGAUGAUGCCGUCGAGGAGACCGAGGCCGUGAAGCUCUACAGUGAGUACAAGCAGGAGUUCCAGCAGCAGCAGAUGCAGGACUUUUUCCUGGCGCACAAGGGCGAGGAGUGGUUCCGCACGCGCUACCACCCGGACGAGAGGGAGAAGCGGCGGCGAGACAUCAUCGCUUCGGCGCGCCACCGCGUCGCCGUCUUCUGCAUGCUCAAGCAGCACAAGUGGCUGGACAAUGUCACGCUGGAUCUGGACAAGACCGACCAGAUCGCUCACUUCCUCGAUGCUGCUUCGAUGCUGAUGGAGGGCGGCACGGCGGAGGAUCUGAAGGCCCUGGAAGUGAAGGAGGAGCCGCCGAAGCCGGUCAUUCCGCCGUGGGUGCCCCUGGGGAUCGUGCCACCGAUGGUUGUCAAACCUGUGACCCCCACCCCUAAAGCGAGCGUGGUGGAGCCUCCCAAAGAAGAGAACGUGGCCCCAGACAUACCCAACAAGGAAGGAGAGCCAGCUGCUGCGGCCGAGAUCAAGGAGGAGGCACCAGAUGCUGUGGAGGAAAAAAAAUCCCCGGGGGAAGAUGCCAAGCAGAGUUCCUCACCGGAGGAAACGAGGAAACGUAAGUGUUCCCGAGGGUCUGAAGAGGACGAGGAUGAGGGAAUAGAGGAGGAGGAGGACGGGAUGAGCUCUUCUGAAUCGGAGGCGGAACAAACAGCUCCCCCCAUCAAAGAGGAACCGUCGGACGGCACGCCUCCCGAUGAGGAAAAAUCCAAGGAGGAGAAGGAGGAGAGUGUGGAACCGGAAUCGGUGAAAAGCGUCAAGCAGGAGCAGGAAGAGAGCAAAGAAGAGUGUUCUGAGAAGCCCGAGGAAGAGCCCAAGGAAGAGCCCAAGGAAGAGCCCAAGGAAGAAACGACGAAGGGGCCUGAAGAAGAGCCCAUGGAGGUAUCCACGGAGGAAUUGAAAAAAGAAUCCAACGAUGAACCCAAGGAGAAAUCCAAAGAAGAUCCCAAGGAGGAAUUGAAAACAGAAUCUAAGGAUGGACUCGAGGAAGAAUCCAUAGAAGAUCCCAAGGAGGAAUCCAAGGAGGAAUUGAAAGGAGAUCCCAAGGAGGAAUUGAAAGGAGAUCCCAAGGAGGAAUUGAAAGAAGAUCCCAAGGAGGAAUUGAAAGGAGAUCCCAAGGAGGAAUUGAAAGAGGAAUCCAAGGGUGGUGAGCCCAAGGAGGGAUCCAAGACCGCGGGGGAGAAGCCUGCAGAAGCAAAGGUGGACUUUGUGCUGAAGAGGACUCCAGAGCAAGGUCUCCUGCCGAGGCCACGGAACUUCCACCGAAACAUGUCCAUCUUCCUGCGGAACAUCGCGCCGUACAUCUCCAAGGCAGAGAUUGUGUCGCUGUGUCGCAGGUUCCCAGGCUUCAUGCGAGUAGCGUUGUCGGAGCCUCUGCCAGAGCGCGGGUUUUACCGGCGUGGUUGGGUAACGUUCAGCGGCCAUGUCAAUAUACAGGACAUCUGCUGGAACCUGCAAAAUGUGAAGCUUCGGGAGUGCGAGCUGAGCCCCGUGGUGAACCGCGACCUGGCGCGGCGCAUGCGCAUCGUGAGCGGCGUGUCGCUGCACGCGACCGUCGCGCGCAACCACCUGCGCCUGGCCCUGAAGCUGGUGCACGCCCUGGACCGGCGCGCCAAGCUGUGGGAGUACAACGAGGGCACCACCAUCCCGGGUACCAGCGACGGCGCUAACCCGCUGUUGGGAGGCCUGUCCAAGUACCUGGAGGAUGGAAAGGUGAACGUGGAUGAAGAUGCUGCCAAAAAGGAGCAGGAAGCCGCGGUGGACCAAACCGCACCGGCGUCUGCACCGGCACCUGCACCGGCACCUGCACCGGCGCCUGCACCGCCGCCGCCACCACCGAACAAGGAAUUCUUCCUUGAGAAAAACGAGGAUCUGCUCAAGAUGCUGGACCAGCUGCUGUUCUAUCUGCGCAUCGUGCACUCGGUGGACUUCUACAACCACACGGAGUACCCGCACGAGGACGAGAUGCCCAACCGCUGCGGCAUGGUGCACGUGCGCGGCCCCCAGCCCAGCAAGCUCAACCCCAAUGAAGUGGCGGAAUUUGAGCGUCAGUUUGAGACCAAGCUGCGGCCACUCUUCCUCCAGCGGGACACGCUGGAGGACGAGGAAGCCGAGGUCAUAGGUCGCAGGGAUCCCGAGCAGGAGGUGGAGAAGUUCAUCUCGGCCAACUGCCAGGAGCAGGCCAAGGACAAGUGGCAGUGUCCCCUGAGCGGAAAGAAGUUCCAGAGCCCCGAGUAUGUGCGGAAGCACAUCAUGAACAAGCACCUGGACAAGGUGGAGGAGGUGCGCAAGGAGGUGGGCUUCUUUAACAACUUCCUCAUGGACAAGCGGCGGCCGCACCUCAUGGAGCCACGCUUCACCAUGUGCAACAUGAUGCCCGGAAUCUUCCCAAACCCCCAGGCUCUGAUGCCCAGCUACAACUUCCAACGUCUUCCCAUGCCUGCGUACGGAGGGUCCCCGUACCCACCACCGCAGCAGCAACAGCAGCAGCAGCAGCCGCCUCCACAGUUUCCUCCUCGCGGGGGCUUCGACCCCUACCGGGGCCAGAGUUCCAGCCACUACAUCAAGAGCAGGAGAGAUUUCCGCCCAAUGAUUCAGUACACGGAUUUGGAUGCCCCCGAAGAAAACGAUUUUUUCUGAAGCUCCUGCGCAUCAUGGACGUAAUCAGUUCACUCCUACUCUUGCUAACUAUUAACUAAUAGUAUGAACAAUUACUAUAGUAAUAGUUAAUACGAAUAGUAUAGCAUCACAGCUAUAACGUAGUCUACUACACCCCCAUUGUCCAUUACAGCGUCGUAGGCAGCUUGUCGUGUUGUGUUCGCUAAUUCUGCCGGCCACGUUUAUUCAAGUCAACCGUUUGUUGCGUGUGUUGAACAUUAAAAAGGUGUAGUGUGUCGAACAUUAAAAAAACAAGCAAUGCGUUGCCGGGAGACCCUUGCCGGCUGUAGACGUUUCUUGUUGCUUCGAUUGGUUCUUGCUUUGCGAGCAACACGGAUUGACGUUGGUCGAGUGAAGUGGCCCAAGCGUGUUUUUGUUGUCGUUGCUUGGCCAUCGUAAGAUGGAAAUUGAAUUGUGAAACAAUGCGUAGAAUACUCAAGGCCGUUAUAUAUAUUUUUUUGCAGCGCAACGUAAAAAGUAAACAAUUGUAACCGCU
Messenger RNA from Lethenteron reissneri (Far Eastern brook lamprey), 3805 nucleotides. RefSeq names its product serrate RNA effector molecule homolog. Gene Ontology annotation, cellular component: nuclear body. Gene Ontology annotation, biological process: primary miRNA processing; mRNA processing. NCBI's taxonomy places the organism in Eukaryota, Metazoa, Chordata, Hyperoartia, Petromyzontiformes, Petromyzontidae. The record is from RefSeq and is a predicted model, not a curated record.